UGCGCUCGCGUCAGGCUGCGCGCGCACGUGGCAGCUCGGCCGCUCCGGGCCCGCAGCCUCGGCCGUCCAACUGCGUCAGUUUCCGUCGAGUGGCGUUUUACGAUGCGUGCACGCGGGAGAUCCGUCUCCUUGCUAUAUUACGUACAUGCGUGAAACUUAUUUUCCGACAUGACCUCUAGUUAGUUGUUCUUUCUGGAAAAUAAACUUUAACUCUCAAUGUAAAAUUUAUAUAUUUUUUUUUUUUUCCCGUGUGCAAACAAAGUGAUUCUUCUGGAUGCGUCGAAAGAAACCUUGACAUGUCCCGUCAUCGAAUCAUUGGCUGGAGAAUAUACAUAGCAAUCCAUUCACAGUUCUGACCAGAUCGAAGAGAAGCAGCAAGGAAUGAAAGGAAAUGUCAAACGGAAGAGAAAAAAUUGAAGAGCAAACACCAACUUGUGCAGGUCUCGGCAAACUCCCCAAGGAAUGUGUUCAAAAUUGUUUGUGCUUGCGCUGUGCGUAAAGGAUACUUAACUGCAGCGCCACCAGAAAGAGGACACUUGAGGUAGCAAAAGUAGUUCCGGGCACAAGGAGGCCUGUAGCGGUUUCUGAAGUUAAAUUGAGGGCAUUUACAUUAAGCUGAGGAAUGUUCGGAAGCGUGUGCUGUGCGGAGCAUAAGUAAGUAGACGUAAGAGCAGUUUCUCCAAGACAGGUAGACGUUAGAGUGCAGGAGAGGACGUAUUGUAGCGGUCUCGGCGACCUACUCGAGGAUACAACAGCACGCUGAGAAACUACAGAAAGUCGGCACAGUGCGGAGUAGAUGCAAGUAGAUGUGACAGAGAGGUAGACGUUAGAGGGCAGGAGAGAACUUGUGGCUUGUAGCGGUUUCGACGACCUACUCGAGGAUAGAAGAGCGUGCCGAGAACCUCUAGAGAGCCGGCACAGUGUGGAGUAGAUGUAAGUACAUGUAGCAGCAGUGUCUCUAAGAGAGGUAGACGUUAAGAGGGCAGGAGAUGACUACUUGUGACUUGUAGCGGUCUCGGUGACCUAGUGGAGAACAGAUCAGCGUGCUGAGAAACCAUAGAGAGUCGGCACAGUGCGGAGAAGAUGUAAGUAGACGUAACAGGAGUGUCUCUGAGAGAGGUAGACGUUAGAGGGCGGGAGAGGACUCGUGGCGACCUACUGGGGGACAGAACAGCGUGCGGAGAACACGUAGAAAGUCGGCACAGUGUGGAGUAGAUGUAAGUACAUGUAGCAGCAGUGUCUCUAAGAGAGGUAGACGUUAAGAGGGCAGGAGAUGACUACUUGUGGCUUGUAGCGGUCUCGGUGACCUAGUGGCGAACAGAUAAGCGUGCUGAGAAACCAUAGAGAGUCGGCACAGUGCGCAGUAGAUGCAAGUACGUGUAGCAGCAGUGUCUCCGAGAGAGGUGGACGUCAGAGGACAUAGCACCACCAAGAGGACCUGCAGAGAGGGAGCGGCGAUGCGCGGGGGCGAGCACGAAGGCUGAUGCUGCCCGGACGCGCGCCGAUGAACCUGCAGGUGCCGGAGCUGCGGCUGCCCGUGCCGCCGACCCCGGAGUCGCCGCGGCCCUACCCGGAGGGCCUGCCCUUGCUGCGGCCCUACCCGGAGGGCCUGCCCCUGCUGCGGCCCCAGCGGCCCGCGGCGCCCGGCAUGCUGCUGCUGGCGCCGCCCGCCCCUGGCACCCCGCGGCGGCGGCACUCCUGGAUCUGCAGGUAAGUUGAAGAAAUUUCCCAUCUACAGAGCCACGUAUUAGUAGACGCUUAUAAACUGUAAGUAUACAUGUUUAGAUUUCUAUG
Messenger RNA from Bacillus rossius redtenbacheri, 1794 nucleotides. RefSeq names its product MAGE-like protein 2. The record is from RefSeq and is a predicted model, not a curated record. NCBI's taxonomy places the organism in Eukaryota, Metazoa, Arthropoda, Insecta, Phasmatodea, Bacillidae. The transcript has 3 exons. The coding region runs from base 1484 to 1714 and encodes 76 amino acids.